AGUGUUUGACUAAUUGCGCUUCACUUCCACAAUCGAGAACCACUCUGCUUUUUACGUUUUUCUCUGCUGAGCAAUGAGCUCAUCUCCCAACAAACUCACACGAGCUUAUUCACUCUGCCUCAGAAUUCAGAUCAUCAAUUUCAUCACCAGUGGUGGCCCCCACCCAACAACCCCCAACCAUCAAUCACAGCCGUUGAUCCACUCCAUGCUUCCCCAAUUCCACCCUCCCCAUCCCCAUCUAUUUACACCCACUGCCCCUUUGCCGCGACUGCCUCUCUGUUUUGCGUUUCAUGCAAAAAGCGCACAAAUGUCAAGGAUUUCGUUUCAGAACCUUAUAGAUUUCUCCGCUCUCUCUGUCACUUUCCACUGACGCACUCUCAGAUUCUCUCUCUCUCUCUCUCUCUGUCUUUUCAUAACACUCACUUCAAUGCCCACUACUACAUAUUUCAAGCUUCACCAUUUAUGACCAAAAAAGAGCCUUUGCAGCUAUCUUCACCGGUCCAAGAGCAAAAAGCUUAGCCGGAAUCUGAGCUUCUCCGAUCACCCAUCUCCUCAGAAGCUUUAGUUUCAGCUCAAUUUGCUUUCUUGCUGAAGUUUUGGCUACAAGUUGUUCCAACAGUGAGCAGCUAAAUUGGAUAUUUGACAGUGAUUGUAGGAAGGGCGUAGGAGAAAUUCGGGUACCAAUUCGCUAAUCAAGAUGAAGAGGAAGAGACAUCUGUACCGAUCUACCCAUCCAUUUGAUGCUUAUCCUUUUGAGGCUCUUUGCUGCGGAUCAUGGCAUCCUGUGGAGCUUCUAGGCAUCAGGAGUGGAACCAUGACGAUAAAUUUCGCAGACAAUCAUUCAUGUGUCAUUCAAAAUAAAGGCCCAUUCCCAAACAUUCGAGUGAGGUCAAGACAGGCAAAUUCAUAUGACUGCACCUGCUUUUUGCGGCCUGGUGUUGAUGUAUGCGUGCUAUCAACUCCUGAAAAUACAGAAAACUCAGAAGAGAAAAUUCGAGCUCCGGUGAUGGUUGAUGCUCGAAUCAAUUCAAUCAAGAGGGUGCCUCAUGAGUCCCAUUGCUCAUGUCGCUUUUACGUUAACUUUUAUGUGAACCAAGGCCCUCUUGGUUCAGAAAGAGCAACCCUUAACAAGGAUGCUAAACGUGUUGGAAUCCAUGACAUUUUCGUCUUCCAAACACUUGAUCGUGAUUCUUGUGCAAAUGAGCACUACCGAUGGGAGUUCUCUGCAGACUGCCCGACGCUGCCCAGAACGAAAUUGCUGUUGGGGAAAUUUUUAUCAGACAUUUCAUGGUUGCUUGUGACAUCAAUGCUGAAGCAGGUUUCAUUUGAUGUAAGAUCAGUACAAAGAAAAGUGGUGUACCAAAUUGUGGGAGGUGAUGAUGACAGCACUCUGUCAAAGUCUGACAAUUAUUUACAUGCUGUCAACUUCAGAGUAGACGACGGGCUCCUGGUACCAAUAGUAGUUGAAUUUGUACCAGCUGAUGCUACUGGGAAUGAUCCUACUGAAGGUGGACCAUCAUCUUCUUCUGAUCUUUUGGGCCUGCGACGUUCCAAGCGUCAAAAUGUUCGACCUGAGCGUUUCCUUGGGUGUGAUGCUCCAGCAGAGAUAGAGAUUGGAUAUAUUCGUAGCAGACCAUAUAAAGUAGAUCACUCAGAUGAUGAUGAAAUGAAUAUACCACUAUCACAGUUGUUUGGAAAACAUGCGAGACGUUCAGAAGAGCAUACUGAGGCAGAACAAAAGGUUCAUUAUAAGAAAUUAAAGUCCAGCGAGGAUCUCCAUGCAUCCAAAAGUGAGGAUGAUCAUGCAAGCGAAAGUGAGGAUUCCCUUGAAUGCAAAAGCAAGACUAAGUCGAGGAAGGUGAAAUCAGAUGUUGCUAAAAGGAAGAAACAUCAAGCUCAACUUGCAAUUGUUCCUCUGCCUGACAAAAGGGAUCCUUUCGCCCUUGGACGCGGUCAUCUAAAUGCCAAUAGUCCUGAAAAGAGUACAAAAGAGAGUGAAGAAUUUCCUGCGAAGUAUUAUUAUCAUUACAGUUCUAAAGCAAAGAGAAAGAAGAAUUCUGACUUAGAUGAUAUGGACUUUCAAAUGAAAUGGGAUGGAAAAGUAUCCACUAGCAGAGCUAGCAGAGUUUAUAACAACAGGCAUAACUCCAUACGCUCGAAAAGGGAGGGUCUCAGUGGAAGAACUUACCCAAAGAGGAGCUUAAGUGCAGGUGCAUACAAGGAACUGAUAAAUACGUUUUUGAAAGACAUGGAUUGCUCAAAUAAGCAAGAGCCAAAUAUUAUGGACCAGUGGAAAGAAUUUAAGGCUGGAAAGAACCCUGAGCAACAGAACGAAACUGAAAUGCCCGAAGAUGAGGAUGAGGAGGAAAUGUCCGAGACUGAAAUGCUGUGGAAAGAAAUGGAAUUAGCAUUGGCAUCAGCUUACCUUCUUGAUGGUGAUGAGGGAUCACAAGGGAGCACGUCAGGUGGGACUGCACAAAAGUCUGGUGCAGGUUGCCGGCAUGAAUUUAGAUUGAAUGAAGAAAUUGGGAUGGUGUGCCUCAUAUGUGGUUUUGUCAGCAUCGAAAUAGGAGAUGUUUCAGCCCCCUUUGUGCAAAACACAGGGUGGGCCGCAGAUGAUAGAAAGAUCAAUGAAGAACAAACAGACGAUAAGCGAGCUGAAUAUGAGGAAUUCAAUUUCUUCCACACUCGUACUUCCCCUGAUGAGCCUGAGCCUUUAUCAGAAGAAAAUGACAACGUUUGGGCCUUAAUUCCUGAACUUAGAAGGAAAUUGUUAUUCCACCAGAAGAAGGCUUUUGAGUUUCUGUGGAAAAACGUUGCAGGAUCUUUGGAACCAGCACUUAUGGAACAAAAGGCCAAGAAAAUAGGUGGCUGUGUUAUAUCUCAUUCUCCUGGAGCUGGAAAAACUUUUCUGAUCAUUGCAUUUCUUGUUAGCUACCUCAAGUUAUUCCCAGGAAAACGGCCUCUGGUCCUUGCUCCAAAAACAACACUCUAUACGUGGUACAAAGAAUUUAUUAAAUGGAAAAUUCCUAUACCAGUGUAUCUAAUUCACGGCCGUAGAACCUACAGAGUGUUCAAGAAGAAAACAGUGACCUUUACUGGAGGCCCGAAGCCGACGGAUGAUGUGUUGCAUGUUUUGGAUUGCCUAGAAAAAAUACAGAAGUGGCAUGCACAGCCAAGUGUUCUUGUCAUGGGUUAUACUUCAUUCCUAACAUUGAUGCGUGAAGACUCAAAAUUUGUGCACAGAAAGUUCAUGGCUCAAGUGCUGCGGGAGAGUCCCGGGAUCGUAGUACUAGAUGAAGGGCACAACCCCAGAAGUACUAAAUCAAGGUUGAGGAAGGGAUUGAUGAAAGUUGAAACGGACUUGAGAAUAUUGCUUUCAGGUACUCUGUUUCAGAACAACUUCUGUGAAUACUUCAACACCCUUUGUUUGGCAAGACCAAAGUUUGUGAAUGAAGUUUUAAGGGCAUUGGACCCAAAAUACAGAAGGAAAAAGAAAGGUAAGGAAAAAGCACGCCAUUUGAUGGAAGCCAGAGCACGAAAGUUGUUCUUGGACCAGAUUGCCAAGAAGAUUGAUUCGAACGAAGGUGAAGAUCAAAGGAUCCAAGGUCUAAACAUGCUGAGAAAUAUAACAAAUGGAUUCAUAGAUGUGUAUGAAGGUGGAAAUUCAGACACCCUUCCUGGUCUGCAGAUUUACACCUUGUUGAUGAACACUACUGACAUACAGCAAGAGAUUUUGGACAAACUGCAAGACAUAAUGUCCAAAUACCAUGGCUACCCUCUGGAGCUAGAACUUUUGAUUACCCUUGGAUCAAUACAUCCUUGGCUAAUCAAAACUGCAGCUUGUGCUGAUAAGUUUUUUACUACUGAGCAACUAGAGGAUCUUGAGCAGUACAAGCAUGAUUUGCACAAAGGGUCCAAGGUCAAGUUUGUUUUGAGCCUUAUUUACAGGGUUGUCAGGAAGGAGAAGGUUUUGAUUUUCUGUCACAACAUUGCACCUGUGAGACUGUUUCUAGAACUGUUUGAAAUGGUGUUUGGGUGGCAGAGAGGCAGAGAAGUCUUGGUUCUCACAGGGGAUUUGGAGCUGUUUGAGCGCGGAAAGGUGAUGGACAAGUUUGAAGAGCCUGGUGGAGCCUCAAGGGUCCUGCUUGCAUCAAUCACAGCUUGUGCUGAGGGAAUUAGUUUGACAGCAGCUUCUCGGGUCAUCUUGCUGGACUCCGAAUGGAACCCUUCGAAGACGAAGCAGGCCAUUGCACGAGCCUUCCGCCCCGGUCAGCAGAAGGUGGUGUAUGUUUACCAGCUCUUGGCAACUGGAACUCUCGAAGAAGACAAGUAUGGGAGGACAACUUGGAAGGAGUGGGUGUCAAGCAUGAUUUUCAGUGAGGCGUUCGUGGAGGACCCGUCCCGCUGGCAAGCAGAAAAGAUUGAAGAUGAUAUAUUGAGGGAGAUGGUGGCAGAGGACAAGUCUAAAUCAUUCCAUAUGAUCAUGAAGAAUGAAAAGGCUUCAACUGUGGUCAGAGGUAAGGACUAAAUUAAGCCAUGUGUGAUUUAAUCUAGCUUGCAGCAAUAUUGGGCUUUCUUUCUUCUCUCAAGUAUAUUGAAUUUUGCCAAGCGAGAAGAGGGAAAAUGAGAACCUCCCAUUUGAACUUGAAUUGUGUAACGGCUAAGUUGUAUUUUAUUAUCAUGAAUGGCUGUUAUACUUUAUGAUCUCAUAGCCAGAUCAAA
Prunus avium (sweet cherry) is the source of this 4725-nucleotide messenger RNA. RefSeq names its product SNF2 domain-containing protein CLASSY 1. NCBI's taxonomy places the organism in Eukaryota, Viridiplantae, Streptophyta, Magnoliopsida, Rosales, Rosaceae. Gene Ontology annotation, biological process: gene silencing by siRNA-directed DNA methylation. Gene Ontology annotation, molecular function: ATP binding. The record is from RefSeq and is a predicted model, not a curated record.